AUCCCAGUCGGCCCCGGCGUUCGCUGCCGCCGCGCCGCCAUGUGCGCGGUGCUCCGCCGGCCCAAGGCCGUCCGGAUCCGGGCCUUGCACAGCUCACAGAAGUUCGGUGUGGCGGCGCGGAGCCGCGAGGAACUGCUGCGCAAGGGCUGCCUCCGUUUCCAGCUCCCGGUGUCCGGCUCCCGGCUGUGCCUGUACGAGGACGGCGCGGAGGUGACCGAAGACUACUUCCCCAGCCUCGCCGACGACUCCGAGCUCCUGCUGCUCACCGCAGGCCAGACCUGGCAGGGCUAUGUGAGUGACCUGGGCCGCUUCCUCAGCGUCUUCCAGGAGCCACACUCUGCGGUCAUCGAGGCGGCCCGGCAGCUGCUGGCCGGCGAGCAGGCCCCACUGCGGCAGAGGCUGCUGGCCGACCUGCUGCACAACGCCAGCCAGAACAUCGAUGCCGAGACCCGGGAGCAGGACUCUCCCUGGUUUGAAGGCUUGGAAUCCCGAUUCAGGAAUAAGUCUGGCUACCUGAGGCACAGCUGUGAGAGCCGGAUCCGAGGCUACCUGAGAGAGGUGAGCACUUACGUCUCGGUGCUGGGUGGCAAAGCACAAGAGGAAUACAGGCGGAUCCUGGAUGCCAUGAGCCAGCAGCUUACUAUGAAGUACCAUGGUAGCUACUUCGACCGCAGAGCCCCGGCUGAAGGCCGACUCUGCACGCCGGAAGGCUGGUUCUCCUGCCAGGGCCCUUUCGACCUGGAUGGCUGCAGGUCCAAGCACUCCAUCAACCCCUACGGCAGCAGGGAGAGCCGAAUCCUCUUCAGCACGUGGAACCUGGAUCACGUGAUAGAGAAGAAGCGCACCAUCGUGCCCGCCCUGGCGGAAGCGGUCCAGGAGCAGGGUGGACGGGAGGUGGACUGGGAGUACUUCUACGGCCUGCUCUUCACCAUGGAGAACCUGAAGCUAGUGCACAUCGCCUGCCACAAGAAAACCAUCCACAAACUCCAGUGUGACCCCAGCAGGAUCUACAGAGCCAGGACUGGGCCUAAGAGGCGCCGGCAGCCUGCUCGGAAACGGCAGUGAGGCCGGGCCCUGCGUGCAGUGCGCAGGACGCGUGCAUACCUGUGACUGGUGCUAUUUUUUUUUUUUAAUCACUUCAGUAGUUCCUGGAAAAACACUUAGAAGUCUUUCCUUCAGUCCAGUCCAGUUCUCAGCCUGUUUCCCACACCCUCCGACAGCCUAACUUCCAGGGGCAGCUCGGGGGUGCACGUGUAGUGGGCAGGCCAGCGGUCUGGAGCUCGGGGCCUUCUCUCUGCUACAGCCGCGCUGCGUGCCUCGUGCGUGGCCUCAGCAUCCCUGAGCACCAGGGCUGAGCGUGCUGCACGGCCUGAGGCCUCUGUUCUCUGCUGCUCCCUGCUCCACUGCUAGAUGGCUCACAAUAGCAGCGUGGCAGAAAUGUCCCAGAUCUCUCAGUGGGAGUAGCUGUGUGGCAUUGCAUCGAGCCAUGCAGAGUCCUCUUUUUAUAGGUAAGUGGGGUGGGUGUAUUUAAUUUUGUGAUUCAGUCACGAACAUGCUUAUAAAGCAAAGCUGUAGCAGUUUUACGCGUUGGUGAGACAGUGUUUCUUAUGGUUCUUGGAAACAGAGCUGUGAAGUGCUCCAGUCCUGGCUGAGAGUCUGCUUUAGUUUUUUUU
Molecule: messenger RNA, 1673 nt
Organism: Perognathus longimembris pacificus (Pacific pocket mouse)
Lineage: Eukaryota; Metazoa; Chordata; Mammalia; Rodentia; Heteromyidae
Gene: Dffb
Product: DNA fragmentation factor subunit beta
Biological process (GO): apoptotic DNA fragmentation; apoptotic process
Cellular component (GO): nucleus; cytoplasm
Molecular function (GO): DNA endonuclease activity
Source: RefSeq, a predicted model, not a curated record